Didymodactylos carnosus is the source of this 443-nucleotide messenger RNA. The record is from the annotation of a GenBank genome assembly. NCBI's taxonomy places the organism in Eukaryota, Metazoa, Rotifera, Eurotatoria, Philodinida, Philodinidae.
CCGACCUGCUCGAGAAUCGUGUCGAUUUCUCUGCGAUUGGUGUGUACAAGAAGGCAACAAGCAUCAUCGCUUGAGCACACGAUGGUGUUAACGGUAAAAGCCAAUUUCUUUUAUGAGCCUCCUUUAAGCAAAUUCGGAGGCCGAGAAUAUGAGGUUCCAUAUGUUUUAUAUGAGGUUCUAAUUGAAUGACCUAGUUUGCCAAAUUUAGGCUGAGAAGUGGCUCUAUAUAAUAUAGCGGGUCAUUGCGACGUGAUUACUUGUUAUUUUCAGUAAGAGAAAAUUAUUGACACUCUUCUUUGAUUUUUCAUUUUGUCUUAGUGCUUGCUGGUUAUGAAACGACAAGCACAGCACUUGCCAACAUUGCACGUGUUCUUGCAACACAUCCUGACGAACAAUUAAAACUUCAACAAAAUAUUGAUGCUCAUCUUUCUUACUCAUUUUGA